GUACUGAAUCAGCGGCCAUGCGCAAAUGGAUUCAGAGGAGGGAUGUGCUGUGUAGGCUGGAGUCUACAUAAGCUCUCUGUCUGUGGGACUGCACACACAACGCCGAGUGCAAAUCACAGCUACAGCUGGAGCUUUACUUCUACUUGAUUUUUAUCCAGGCGCACUGAUUUUUUUGGGGGAAAACAUCAAUCAAGAUUGUCUGACGGGAGCAGGACAAUUUAAUAAUGAAGCUCAAGCCAAACCAGACCAGGACAUACGAUGGCGAGGGCUUCAAGAAACGAGCAGCAUGUCUGUGCUUUAAGAAUGAACGUGAGGAAGAGGUGUUGCUGGUUAGCAGCAGCAGGCACCCAGACCAGUGGAUCGUUCCCGGAGGAGGGAUGGAGCCAGAAGAGGAGCCGUGUGGAGCCGCAGUGCGAGAGGUGUUUGAGGAGGCCGGUGUAAAGGGCAAGCUAGGACGUCUACUCGGUGUAUUUGAGCAAAACCAGGAUCGGAAGCACCGGACAUACGUGUACGUGUUGACCGUCACAGAAACACUGGAGGCCUGGGAAGACUCGGUCAACAUAGGCCGUAAGCGGGAGUGGUUCACAGUGGACGAGGCCAUCAAAGUGCUGCAGAGCCACAAACCCGUCCACGCAGAGUACCUCCGGAGGCUCCAGCUCAGCUGCUCCCCAACCAACGGAAACUCUAUUCUCCCGAGCCCCCCACCCAAUGACAACUACCCUCAUUACAGUGCUACAGCUACCACCGCCUCCACGGGCAGCGUGUUGGGUACAUCCUGCAGAUAGGACUGCACCUAAAAACCUUGAGUCCCGUCCCCCUCGGACAGCUCACUGAAAGUCUGUACAGUCUGCAUGAAUCUAAUGACUUUGAGUUACAGCUCUCCUGGUUCUAUCAUUUCUUCUUUUAGCUGCAGGACAGACCAAAGCUGUCGCCAGAACUGUUCAGACUGAUGCGAUGGAGCUGAAGAAAUCUCUGACAGGAAAAGCUGUGGAAAUAAUACAUAUCUCAAAAAAGACGUUUAGUUUUCUUUUGCUGGCAGAGCAGCAGAGCGAUGAGCCUGAAGCUUGAGAAGACGAUGCUACAGCCGUAUCUGCUGGUGAAUUACUCCAUGAAAGAAUGCCUUACAAUAACUCUGUAUGAAUGUUAUGUUUCAGCUUUUUUAUUUCACUGACGGUCAUUUUUUUAUUUAAUUUUUUAACACAAUGGAUAUGCUUUCCAGUCAAUAAAAGAGUAAUUGACACCAAAGCACAUCCACAUGGGGAAUGUUUCCAGACUUUAUAAUACCAUUGUCUCUAUCCCAUGAUGAUAACAGCAGAUUUCAUAUAAUAUAAUGCAGGGCAAGUUUAAAAAAAGGACAAUUCAAUUUGAAUGUGCACCCUCACUUAUUAGUGCUAAUCAACAAAAAUUGAUUGCUGUGAGGAGUUUAGUGCUGGUUAUGAAAGAGAGUGUCAAUAAAAUUGAAGCUCCCUCAAAGACUACAAAAGCAAACCAGGGCAUUUGGAUGACGAUUGAUUGGACAAAGUGCACGCUGCAGAAACCGCCUUUUUUGUUUUGUUAAUAUUCCACGGCAAAGUGAAACAUUUGACAGUUUGAAUAAAGCAGGGUGAAUCUUUUUAUAGACGCACUACUUACACAUAUACAGGACACAAAUUAGCAUUGGGAUGAAAUGUACAGCUUUGUCCACAGGGGGCGCCAACAUGGCCACAACAAAUUGAAACCUUUUCUUUUUAAAUAAAUUUAGCAAAAUACCAUCACAGUAAUGGAUUUAAAGUCUAAACUGCAGGCUCGAAGGUCAUAGACUCUAAGAUAUCUCACAGGUUGUGAGUGAGUUGAUACCUCAGUCAACUUAAAACUGGAUCCAAGUUGAGACACUUUUUGUUAUCCUUCGACACGACAUCACUGUGUUUAUAGUCUAACCUUACGAGUCCACUAACCAUGACCGUUUCAGACAAAUCGGUCUGUUGUCCAUUUGGAGCCUCAUGCCGUUGGCACCUUUUUCUUCAGUGCGGGUUGUUUCCCAGGCCGUCGAAGUGAAAUAAUUUAACAGUGAUUCUUAUAUCUGCUGCUAAGGUCAGUUGAGUUCAUCUCAACACCAGUACUCCCCCCCCCUGUAUUUUCAGUGACUGUUCUACAAAAUGACUAGUAAGCAGUUUUUUCAUCUCAUGGUGCUGCUUGAUCAAAGCGACCCAAUGUCCACUACUGUAUCAUAGUUAUUUCCACUCAAACAAGAAGACUCAUCUCAGGCUGCUCCCCCCACCUUUGUUUUGUUGUAAAGCCUAUAAAAAGUGCCCAGCAUAGUUUCUGAUUGUUCAUUAAUCCACUUAUUUCUGCUCUUCCUGCUGCCUCAAAGUCUGAGGAGUCACAUAUCUCAGUAUUUAUACUGCUCUGUUUUGUUUCUGGUUGAAGCAGAAACAAACAGUUUUGGGGGCAUAAUGGGGCCUUUAGCUUCCACAUCCACAUCUCUGGUCCUCCCUGUAUUAUCUCUCAUGCGUCUCCAACUAUACACGGAAACCCAAAGAGAAAUGGCUCAAAUCCAAUUUGCAGUUCAAAUGUCACAUAUCAUAUAUAUAUAUAUUGUUCUUUUGCUGUUCCCACUGAAAAGAGACACUCACUCCUGUGUUGACCGCUGAAUGAUGACGAGUAACAACACAGAGAUUUGUAAAUCGCUUUGAAGAGCAACAUUGUGUUUUUAUCUUGAAUGGACAUGUACAUUUUCUCUCAAUAUUUUCUAUAUUUUCUAACGAUGUAUAACUGGCAGGAAAACAAUGUAUAGAAAACCCACCAAGAACAGUAUGUACAGUUUCUUUGUAUCAAUGACUAUGUGCCACAGGUUUAGGAUGCUGGUAUGGAGUUGGGAUUGUCUGUGACCAAGUAUAAAGUGGACAGGGUUACAUUUAGAAUUGAAUGUGCUUGUCUAUUUACAAUGUCCUUUAGAAUGAGAUGUGAAGUGAGCCAGCACAAUAUGAGGAUUUACAGAUUGAAUCUUGAAGAUUUCAGGAGUGCUUGAAAAAUGAAACAAACUAGAGAGCAGCUUGCUAUUUUGUGUGUGAAAAACACACGAUUGUGUCUUAAUGACUGAGGACAAAUAUUCAAAAUUGAGUUUUUAUAAGAUUUCAGGAGGAAAAAAUUCAGUUUUUUGGAAAACAAAGCAGGAUGAUAAUGCUCAGAGGGGUGGAAGCUUUAGUUUGAAUCUUUCACACAUGUUAUUGUUUCUUACAGAUGUUUUGUAGGAUUAAAAACACACAUCUCCCCUUCUUACACACGUGGCUAAUCGUAGCUCUUAAACUCUGAUCUCUGUAAACUGCCUCACUACUAAGUCCAUUCUGCAGAUACAUAAACUCUGGCACACUAUUUCAGCCAUCACACACUAUCAUCCUUGUUUGAGGGUCAAAGAAGGGACUCCCACCACCUUAAGCCUCCAUGUGUAUACGUGUGUAUUAUCGGUCAAUGAAUGUGAAAAUGAUGUGCCAAAUUUCAAAACGUGCGAGUGUUCAGGUGGGAAUUUAACAUGAUAGAGAUUUUUAGACCAACUGUCAUUUUAGACUAAAGUCAUUUUAAAUGUGAAAAGUUUUUAGGUAUUAUAUCAUGAUAAUAAUAAUUAUUCUUAAUCACCUUAUGCUUUAUACGUUACAAUGAUUUUAAAAUCCACUCAAAUCCAAAUAACAUCAAUGAAACUUUAACCCGUUAAUGUUGAGUAUCAUAAAACACCUCCUCCUUCCACUUGUUGGAUCCUAUGUUUGAGUCUCUGUCGAUCUGUGAAUGCUCCUUUUACAGAGAAAUCAUGACCGCAGGGAUACAAACCAUCAAAUGAAAUCUAUGUGCUCAGGUACAACAAAAAAAGAAUCCACCAAAUGAGCGCUGUGACAUGAAUUAAAGACGGCAUGAUUGUUUGCUAAACACAAUUUUAAUGUUGCAUGGAUGUAUCCAGUGCAAACGAUUUGUCACCAUUUUUGUCAUGAAUAUUAUGCACAGAAACUUUAAAUGUGAAAACCCGGACUGGAAAGAUUGUUUUUGGGAGAAGAUUGCAUUAAAGGGGAAAACCGUA
This is a messenger RNA of Labrus mixtus (cuckoo wrasse), 4045 nucleotides long. It is a transcript of the gene nudt4b, whose product is annotated as nudix (nucleoside diphosphate linked moiety X)-type motif 4b. The transcript is spliced from 6 exons. Gene Ontology annotation, biological process: diphosphoinositol polyphosphate metabolic process; adenosine 5'-(hexahydrogen pentaphosphate) catabolic process; diadenosine pentaphosphate catabolic process. Gene Ontology annotation, cellular component: nucleus; cytoplasm. Gene Ontology annotation, molecular function: endopolyphosphatase activity; bis(5'-adenosyl)-hexaphosphatase activity; diphosphoinositol-polyphosphate diphosphatase activity. Bases 225 to 785 code for a protein of 186 amino acids. The record is from RefSeq and is a predicted model, not a curated record. NCBI's taxonomy places the organism in Eukaryota, Metazoa, Chordata, Actinopteri, Labriformes, Labridae.